UCGCUGUGUGGUAAUACUGUGCGUCGAUCACUAUUUGCUCGGAACACUUUGUCUUUGCCACAUUGUUUGGUGCCUGUUAACGUAUUUCGUGUGGCUCGUUAGUACUAGAGACAUAUACCGAUAAGACAUGGAAUAACAAUAAGUGUUGGCGACAGAAUAAUAGAAGUUCUAUGUGUGUGUUUUUUUUUUAAUUUUAGCGAUUUUCAUUUUUCAGAACGUUUGUUUUUGUACAUGACACACUAUUAUGCAAUUAAGUGUUUUAACUGAGGAAAUAGAAUGUCGGUAUAAGCAUUCUAAAUUUACUUAUAUGAUUUCCAGACGUAUAUGUGUGCUAAGCUGAGAGACGACUGGAAAUACGUGUUUUGUUUGAACUUUGAACUUCAACUUGUUAAUGUAAAUGUUGAAAAAGAAACGGAUUUUGAAGAGAUGAUUUCAGGUCAACAACUGGUAUGGUGAUAAAAGACAAUUCUCCCAAUGACGUACACAUGCACACAUAAUGAGCAACAUGAAUGCCAGAUUUCGAUAGCGGGCCCACUCUGUCGCGUUGUAUAAUAUAUUCAUUUACUGUUCGGAAUAUUACACCAUUGAAUCUAUAGAGCAGCAGACAUGAGCGUAUUUCGAACUGGAAUUUGAUAGUGUGUCUUCCACAAUUGCUUUGCACCAACCAAUGAGACGCCAUGGAUACGACGACGGCUCUCAAUGACUCCAAAAACGGAAGUCACUGGAAGUCACUGGAACACUGCAUCAGCGUUUCUGUGGUCCUUGGAUUAAUGAUCCUGUUUACAAUUAUCGGGAACGUGUUUGUUAUCGCCGCUAUCAUUCUGGAGAAGAAUUUACACAACGUCGCCAACUACUUAAUCCUGUCCUUGGCAGUAGCCGACCUCAUGGUAGCGUCCAUAGUCAUGCCGAUCAGCGCGGUCAAUGAGGUGAGCGAGGUGUGGUUCCUCCGAUCGGAGGUUUGCGACAUGUGGACAUCAAUGGACGUGCUGUGUUGCACUGCGUCCAUCCUUCACCUCGUCGCCAUCUCCAUCGACCGCUACUGGGCCGUCACCAACAUUGACUAUAUGCGCAACAGAACGGCCAAGAGGAUCCUGAUCAUGAUUGCAAUCGUGUGGCUUGUAGCUAUGCUAAUAACCGUACCUCCGCUAUUCGGCUGGCAGGAUGACAACGACCCAACGGUGACGGGUGUUUGUACAAUUAGUCAGGACCGCGGCUACCAGAUCUUCUCAACACUAUGCGCGUUUUAUAUACCAACAAUUAUAAUGCUAAUCAUAUACGCUAAAAUAUUCCUGGUCGCCAGGCAACGGAUAAGAAAGAAGCGUUUUGCACAGGCGUUGAAGCAAAAACAUUCAAAGUGUCCAAAGCCGACCGCGUUGCAAGGCACCGAAAUGACGAUGCUUACUGUUCCGAGAGGAUCCCCAGUGUCUCGGUCGGAGGUUUCCGAGGCCCCCUGUAACGGGAGCUCCGGGAGCGUCGGUGAUCGUGAUGACAAUGAGAAUCGGUAUAAGACAAACGGACAUGUGGAGGACGAUCCGCGCUCUUGCAUGAUUCCAAAAACAAACGAUGACGUUUUGAGAGCUCAGAAACAUAAGGAAAAGAUUGAGAUGAAGAGAGAGCGAAAGGCGGCUCGAACACUGGCUAUUAUUACAGGAGUUUACAUUGUGUGCUGGUUACCAUUUUUCAUAAUCGCCAUGCUAGCGCCGUUCAUUAGUGAUAGUGUAAAAAUACCGGAGGUCGUCUUUAGCAUAGUUCUGUGGUUAGGAUACGUGAACAGCCUUUUAAAUCCAGUUAUUUAUACCGUGUUUAGUCCAGAAUUUAGAGCCGCUUUUCAGAAGAUAAUUUUUGGAAAAUAUUCGAGGAAAUAUAGAAGUCGGACUCAGAGGUGAAUCUUUACGCAUUUUCUGACAAGCCUUAAAGUGUGUUUAUAUUGAUAUAUAUUAGAAAUAAGUAUGUUUUUAAGUAAUGGUAAUUAACAAAUGUUAUGUCGCUUGCUUGAAGUAUUAUUUUCAUAUUGCAUUAACGCUUCGUUACUGAUGUUAAUUGCUUUUCUUUGUUUCUAGGUGUUAAAUACAUGAAAAACUAUAACACAUUAAAUAUGCAUAUUAAACGUUGUACUCUCGCCGAAAAUGAUGAUGAGUGCCAACUGUUAUAUGUUCUCACAUAAAAAACAGCGUUUUUGAAACUGAAUACAAUUCAUACAUAAACUGAAUAUUUCAAAAUACAAGCUCGUACAUACUUUGGAUGGAUUCUUUUUUUGUUUAAUAUACAAGUCAUGACAAUUAUCAAUAAUGAUAAAUAUGGCGAUUUUUUCGCCAUAAAUUGGCUGCUGGUGUAAUGUUUUGCUUAUUCUAAAUUGAAAAGCACUACGUUUCUAAUGGUAUUUGCGACUUCUGCUAUCUCUAUUAUGGAGAUCAUCAUAAUGUAUUACAUUGUGAGUAGUUUAAUUGUAUUGAAAAUAAUAUACAUAACAUAUUACACGUAAAAAUUAUAUAAUUUUUAGUGCAAGUAUAUUAGUUAAUGUAUAUUUUCAAUAUAUUUUUUUCAAUAAAGGGACCUAAAUCACUCUAAUAUUGUAAUAUUGUACCUAUGCAAGAAAACUCGAAAUUGAUGGUCAAGUUUAUUGAAUGCAUUACAUUAAACACUGUUUCACUAAUGAAUGUUAAUGCUUUUGUUUAAUAUGUUAUGCAUAAGAUACACGCGUAAAUGAGAGUGAAUAUAUUAUAUUUAUGCAAAUGCUUUAUUAUUACAGAAUAAUAUUAUAACAUGAGAGGGUGUAUCCUGUCUGAAGAAAGCGCAUUGGUUGUGCUUUCACAGAUCCACGCGACAAAAUGCAUAGAUCAAAAAAUAUAUUAUUAAUAGAUAUAACUACCAAAUCAAUAUAGACACAUGGUUAAUUUACGACAAUAAGACACAAAACAUAUGAAACUUGGAAAUAUACUACAUAUAGUAUAAAAGUUUGCAUUUAAUAAAAUGAUAAUGUGUCUGCACAAUGUUUUUUUACUCCAAAACAUAGAUGAUACAUAUGACGGAAUUAUGCACAGCUGAAUUAGAUGUCAGUAUGCAUUUAGGGUUAAUACUUAAUCGCAAUAUGAUGGCACUAUGAAUUUUACUGAGGAUAUUAAUCCGUAAAUUAUUUAAAAAUAAUGUGUUCCAUUCAGUAUCAUUGAGUUUUAAAAUAAUACACUAUACAUCCGUUAUUUGCAGAAAGUACACCAGUUUAUGCUUUCGAAGCAAGGUAUUUCGUGCUAAGGUAGAUGUUCGGGUCAGACUUUUAAAAUGUUGAAAUGAAGAUGAACAUAUUUUUUAAGAAGUAAUGUUUACGGAAAUGUUUGACACGUCUGUGCGUAAUUGCCAGAUAAUGUAUAAUAAAGAAUAAACUGCAUAACCGAAUGUUUGACAUCAACGUUUAUAUAACUAUUUUUGUUGUUGUUGUUUUAAGUUGCAACAAACAUAUUAUAUACAUUUAUUUACUUUUUAGCUAUGACAUAUUCUAAAAUCACAAGAUUUUGUGUAAUUGCGCCAUUCAAUUAAGACGUUCGCCGCCCCCGUUCGUGUGUACAAAUAAAUGUUCUUUUGUCUUUCAGAUCACACCGUUAUGCCGCAAGCCCUGUGUCGUGAUAUUCAUGUGUAUGUUUUAUGUCAAGACGUCUCAAUGGCAACUAUUAUAAUAAUGCUUUUUCAAUACAAUCUCACUCGUGUUUCUUUCAGAAUGUGUACAUAAUUGUCUUCUACCGUGUUAUUAUAUAUUAGGUAAUUAAGUGUUAAGGUAUCCGAUCAAUAUGUAAGAAUCAGUUUCGGUCACGGGAAAAGGUAGAGCAAUAAUUACUUUUUUCGUUGUGAUGCUUCAAGUAUGUUAAAAUCUUGAAAAACAAAUAACGUCUAGUAUCAUAGAUCGGAUAUCUUUCAACAGCUAGCAGACAUUUCGCGAUUGGUGUGUUGGAAAUAUUGGUUUGAAUGUGCUAAUGAAUCUUUGACUUGAGUUGGUUUAAGUGUAAAUAUGAAACCAAAAAGUCAGUAUUUUGUUUUAUCAUUCACAUUCAUGUUUGUGAAUUUAACGUUUAACGUUAUCGCUGUGAAUCAUGUUUUUGAUUUGUGUUGUGUCAUUCCUACUAUAUAUAUUACUUUUAAUAAAAACAUUAAGUAUUUCACUAACGUCUGGUGUAUUAUUUAUAUAACAUUUAAUUAUCAAGUGAUUAAUCGAGUCAUCUUAUUGUGUUCUUUGGAAUUCUGAUAAGAUGUUAAAUGUAAAACAUUUACUUAUAUAAUAAACAAUUUAAAAUGAAUGUUA
Dreissena polymorpha is the source of this 4288-nucleotide messenger RNA. RefSeq names its product 5-hydroxytryptamine receptor-like. The record is from RefSeq and is a predicted model, not a curated record. The transcript has 4 exons. NCBI's taxonomy places the organism in Eukaryota, Metazoa, Mollusca, Bivalvia, Myida, Dreissenidae. Gene Ontology annotation, molecular function: G protein-coupled receptor activity. The coding region runs from base 678 to 1886 and encodes 402 amino acids. Gene Ontology annotation, biological process: adenylate cyclase-activating adrenergic receptor signaling pathway. Gene Ontology annotation, cellular component: membrane.